AUUUUGAAAGUCUUCCUGGAGUUUCCAGCAGUGCCAAGUGUUGGAGAAAUUUUUUCUGUCCCUCUGAUAGUGAAGUGAUCAAAAACAACCCCUCAGGAGGCGAGUGAAGAGUGGUCACAGGUUUUGGAAGGUGACAAUGAAAUGUGAAGAAGUUACAUUUCUAAUGUGAUACUUGAAAGUUAGUGACUGCUUGCGAAAUUUUGAUGAAAAUUAAAUAUGACUUAGAAGCAUUGCUUUAUGAAGGUUUAUGAUGUCAUCGGUUGCGACUGAACACAAACUCCAGCAGGCUGUGAGCCUGCAGGGAGUUGACCCAGAAACAUGCAUGAUUGUAUUUAAAAACCACUGGGCGCAGGUUGUGAAGAUCUUAGAGAAGCACGACCCCUUGAAGAACACCCAGGCAAAAUACGGGCCCAUCCCUCCCGACGAGGCCAGUGCAGUGCAGAAUUAUGUAGAACACAUGCUCUUCCUGCUGAUUGAAGAACAAGCCCAGGACGCUGCCAUGGGGCCGAUUCUGGAAUUUGUGGUCUCUGAGAACAUAAUGGAGAAACUCUUCCUUUGGAGCUUGAGGCGGGAGUUUACUGAUGACACCAAAGUCGAGCAGCUAAAGAUGUACGAGAUGCUGGUCGCCCAGUCGCACCAGCCCCUGCUGCACCACAAGCCCAUCCUGAAGCCCCUGAUGAUGCUGCUGAGCUCUUGUUCGGGAACAGCCACCCCCGCUGUGGAGGGGAAGCUGGUUGUCCUGCUCAACCAGCUCUGUUCCAUCCUUGCCAAAGAUCCGUCCAUCCUGGAACUCUUCUUCCACACGAGUGAGGACCAAGGGGCGGCCAACUUCCUCAUCUUCUCCCUUCUAAUUCCCUUCAUUCACCGAGAGGGGACCGUGGGUCAGCAGGCCCGGGACGCUUUGCUUUUCAUCAUGUCUCUCUCUGCCGAGAACAGCAUGGUGGCCCAUCACAUCGUGGAGAACACCUACUUUUGUCCUGUGCUUGCAACUGGGCUCAGUGGUCUCUACUCUUCCCUGCCUACAAAGCUAGAAGAGAAAGGCGAGGAGUGGCACUGCCUUCUGAAAGAUGACUGGCUCCUACUCCCCUCUCUCGUACAGUUCAUGAACUCCCUGGAGUUUUGCAACGCCGUCAUACAGGUGGCUCAUCCUUUGAUUCGUAACCAGCUUGUAAAUUAUAUUUACAAUGGGUUCUUGGUACCAGUCUUGGCUCCUGCUCUCCACAAGGUGACUGUGGAGGAGGUCAUGACCACAACUGCCUACUUGGACCUUUUUCUGCGUAGCAUCUCCGAGCCAGCACUACUUGAGAUCUUCCUUCGUUUUAUCCUGUUGCACCAGCACGAGAAUGUUCACAUCCUAGACACUCUCACCAGUCGAAUCAACACCCCAUUUCGGCUCUGUGUGGUGUCCCUGGCAUUAUUUAGGACUCUCAUCGGUUUACACUGUGAGGACGUGAUGUUACAACUAGUUCUGAGGUAUCUGAUCCCUUGCAACCACAUGAUGCUGAGUCAGAGGUGGGCUGUGAAGGAGAGAGACUGCUACUCGGUGUCUGCGGCCAAGCUGCUCGCCCUGACCCCGGUCUGCUGCUCCAGCGGGAUCACCCUGACGCUUGGGAACCAAGAGAGGGAUUAUAUCCUCUGGUCAAAGUGUACGCACGAUAGUUCAGGGCCCCUGGAGCAGCCGCUGCCUGAGGCGUCCUCCCCAUCGGCCUGCAUCGUGGAGUACGGCAAAGCCCUGGACAUCAGCUACCUGCAGUACCUCUGGGAGGCCCACGCCAACAUCCUCCACUGCAUGAGGGACUGCCGGGUCUGGUCGGCCCUCUACGACGGAGACUCCCCGGACCCUGACACCUUCCUCCAGAGUCUGACGGAGGAGAGCACCACCAGCCCCGCCUGCCCCGGGCUCCGGCUCAGGCUUCCCCAGCAGCUCCCCAGGGAGACGGGCCCUCAGCUGCCUCCCAGAAAGGACAGGGGCCACACGGAACUGGAGUGGGACGACAGCUAUGACACCGGGAUCUCCUCGGGGGCCGACCUGGAGAACCCUGGCCCGCCGGCGCCCAUCGAGCCGCCCAAACACAUCCAGGAGAUGAAGAAGAACGCCAUCCUGCGCUUCAAAGGGUCGUACAUCGAGGAGUCCGACUUUCAGGACGACGUGAUGGUGUACAGGUUGUGUGCGGAGAAGGACGCCGAGGACACCAGAAAGUCACAGGAGGAGCCUGCGAGGCCCCCGGCCCAGGGCCAGGCCGAGGGGCAGAGCCCCCCCACGAACAACGGCCCCCUGCCCAGCCCUCAGCCAGAGACAGACUCUGAGGCGGAGCGUCACAGGGACAACUCAGACGUGGUUCCCAAUGUGUCCGCCGAGCCACCACCAGAGAAGGGGCCCCCGGUGGCCCCGGAAUCAGACUCAGAGGCAGCACCCCCUGUCUCCGAGGCAGAGCACGGUGCGGACCCCACGGCGGUUGACCCGGAGGGUGAAGAUUUCAUUGCCCAGUACGACCAGAUCUUUAAAGAACUGGACUCUGGCACCCAGGGCUUGAUGGGGCAGAAUUCCUCUUCCCAGGGUCCUGAUCCCUUGCUCCUCCCAGAAGAGCAAGAGGGGAAGGAAGAGAGCAAAGGAGAGCAGGAGGAAGAGGAGGGGAAGAAGGAGGAGGAGGAGGAGGAGGAGGAGGAGGAGGAUGACUUUGACUCUCUGAUGGCGGAAGCUCCUGCCGAAGAGACCGUGCCCUCCCCCUUUGGGGUGAGAGAGGAGGCUGACUGUGCCAGUCGCCGUCCCCUGAGGACUCAGAGCGCCCCGUUCACAGGCCCGUUCAUCAGCGUGGUCCUGUCGAAGCUGGAGAACAUGCUGGAAAACUCUUUGCACGUUAAUUUGCUGCUCAUCGGGAUCAUUACGCAGCUGGCCAGCUACCCACAGCCACUCCUGCGCUCCUUUCUGCUCAACACCAACAUGGUCUUCCAGCCAAGCGUCCGCUCUCUCUACCAGGUCCUCGCAUCUGUGAAAAACAAGAUUGAACAGUUUGCUUCUAUGGAGAGAGACUUCCCAGGGCUCCUCAUACAAGCCCAGCAAUACCUGCUCUUCCGAGUGGACAUGUCUGACGUGACAGCUGAGUCGCUAACCAAAGAUCCCACUCAGGAUGGUUCCAGGACGGGAGCUGGCAGGAGCCUUCUGGAUGGUGCCCCAAGAGUGCUCCAGCCCUUCCUGACAAGCAGAGCCGCGGUGGCGGGGGUGCCGCCAAGCCUGCCCCUGCCGGUGAGGAACACCAUGCUGGCCGCGGCCCUCUUCCCCGAGUUCCUGAAGGAACUGGCUGCCUUGGCCCAGGAACACUCCGUUCUCUGCUACAAGAUCCUGGGGGACUUUGAGGACUCCUAUUGUUAGCUUUUUUUUUUUUUUUAAAUAGAGGUUCUUAUUUUUUAAGGUUUUAGUGUCUUGACUGAAUGUUAAAUGCAAAGCUGCUUACAAAGAUUUCUACUUUGAUGUUUCCUGACAAUACUUGAUUUGUGGGGAGGGGACCUUCUGGGCACCUCCUCUCUCUCUCGCUGGGCCUUCCCACCCUGCGUCACACAGAAUGUAAGUCUCAUAAGCUGGCUGCUUCGUGGGCGGGUUUUCUUUGCUGUUUUUCCUCCUCAAAUAUUUUGGUUGUUAUUCUCUCAUCCCUUUGAGUCGACUCAUCUUGCAGCGUAGAGCACACCAAGCGAAUAUGGGGGUUCAGUGACUUCUGGAAGUGCCCCUUGUCAGGUCGGCUCUUCAAUGGCACGUGAAGAAAGCACACCUGUUCCUGUUGCCUUCUGCAUUUUGGCUUCCGUUUCAUCAAAGGGAAGAAUAAAAAUGGAGCCUCCAUCACGUAAGCACGUA
Molecule: messenger RNA, 3847 nt
Organism: Myotis daubentonii (Daubenton's bat)
Lineage: Eukaryota; Metazoa; Chordata; Mammalia; Chiroptera; Vespertilionidae
Gene: FHIP1A
Product: FHF complex subunit HOOK interacting protein 1A
Source: RefSeq, a predicted model, not a curated record